Spea bombifrons (plains spadefoot toad) is the source of this 1313-nucleotide messenger RNA. It is a transcript of the gene NMUR2, whose product is annotated as neuromedin U receptor 2. Gene Ontology annotation, cellular component: plasma membrane. NCBI's taxonomy places the organism in Eukaryota, Metazoa, Chordata, Amphibia, Anura, Pelobatidae. Gene Ontology annotation, biological process: G protein-coupled receptor signaling pathway. The transcript is spliced from 4 exons. Gene Ontology annotation, molecular function: neuromedin U receptor activity. The record is from RefSeq and is a predicted model, not a curated record. Bases 1 to 1194 code for a protein of 397 amino acids.
AUGGACGACCAGCAGAACAUCACCUCCCCAUUAUUGGGUCAUAUUUCUCCAGACCAUUCAAUGCUGAAGUACCUUAACAGCACUGAAGAAUAUUUGGCAUAUUUGUGUGGCCCAAAACGCAGUAGACUGUCACUGCCGAUGACUCUAGUCUAUGCUGUUAUAUUUUUUGUGGGAGUAAGUGGGAACAUAUUGGUGUGUCUUGUUAUCUUAAAGCACCAUAACAUGAGGACUCCAACCAACUACUAUUUGUUCAGCCUUGCUGUGUCUGAUCUUCUGGUUCUUCUCCUUGGGAUGCCACUUGAAGUGUAUGAGAUGUGGAGCAACUACCCUUUUCUUUUUGGAGCUUGGGGUUGUUAUUUCAAGACAGUCCUAUUUGAAACUGUUUGUUUUGCCUCAAUCCUAAGCGUGACCACAGUAAGUGUGGAAAGGUAUGUGGCCAUCAUCCAUCCAUUCAGAGCCAAGCUCAAGAGCACUCGAAGCAGGGCACUUAGAAUUCUCAUCACUCUAUGGAUCUUGUCCAUCCUGUUUUCAAUUCCCAAUACAAGCACACACGGAAUCUUACUGCAGUACUUUCCGAAUGGGAGUCUUGUCCCCGAUUCCGCUACAUGCACAGUAGUCCAACCUUUGUGGAUUUAUAACUGUAUUAUUCAAGUGACUUCUCUGCUCUUCUAUGUUCUUCCAAUGGGAGUUAUAAGUGUCCUCUACUGCUUGAUGGGAAUCAAACUCAGAGGUGACUGUUCUUUGGAGGCGGAUAAAAUGUCAGUAAGCAUCCAGAGGCCAUCUCGGAAAUCAGUCACAAAGAUGCUGUUUGUCUUGGUCAUGGUCUUUGCCAUCUGCUGGGCUCCAUUCCAUGUGGACAGACUUUUCUUUAGCUUUGUGGUGAACUGGACCGAACCUCUGGCCGAUGUCUUUAAUCUCAUCCAUGUUAUAUCAGGUGUCUUUUUCUAUCUCAGCUCGGCUGUCAACCCUAUAAUCUACAACCUUCUCUCCAGACGCUUCCGAUCUGCGUUCCGAAACUUCCUUCCACCCCUUUUCAAGCACUGGAAACCCAAACUUCCAGUUCAAGGUUUAGCACCCCAAAAAAGCAUCCUAAUCCUUUCGGAACGAACCCGCAAAGACUCAACAGAAGAAGGAAGUCCUUCUUUUCCUCAUCGUACCUCAGUCUGCAGCUCCCACCUCUCCACAGUCUUGUAAGAUUCUUAUGCAUGUUGGUUGACCAUAAUUUAUAAGCCUUGAAGGACAUAGUUUUUGGCACGAACGGUGUAUAUAAAAUAAGGUCUCUUGAAAUAACCUUACCGUGUUGAAAAUAUUGA